Molecule: messenger RNA, 1330 nt
Organism: Prorocentrum cordatum
Lineage: Eukaryota; Dinophyceae; Prorocentrales; Prorocentraceae
Source: the annotation of a GenBank genome assembly
GUCCCUCCCCUCGCCGGAUCGCAAGACGUACAACGCGCUGGAGGCGCCGUACCUGCCGCUGGAGGCGUCCCAGAUCGAUGAAGACGGACACCGCCGUUACCGCAGCAGGCCGCACCAAGACGCAGGCGAGCACGAAGGCGCUCUUGCUGUGGUGCAGGAGGCGGAAGAGGAGUGCGAGGUUGCCGAGGUGCUGACCACCGUGGUCAUACGCAACAUGCCGCAGGCGUACACCCGCGACAUGUUCCUGGAGCUGCUGGACUCCGAAGGGUUCCAGAACCAGUACGACUUCAUUUAUGUCCCUCUCGAUUUCGGCCUGCAUUGCAGUUUCGGGUAUGCCUUCGUCAACAUGGUCUCGCCGCAGGCCGCGCAGAAGUUCCACGAGGUCUUCGCCGGCUACUCCCGGUGGGCCGUGCCGUGGGGCCAGGAGGCGGAGGUGGGCUGGGCCACGCUGCAGGGGCUCGAGAAGCACGUGGAGAAGUACCGCAACAGCCCCGUUAUGCACGAGAGCGUCGGCCACGAGGCGAGGCCCAUCCUCAUGCAGGACGGCAAGCGCGUGCCGUUUCCGCCGCCGACCAAGAAGAUUGGCCUCGUGAAGCGCCUCCGCACCCGGCGCCGCAGCACCGACGCCGACGCUGGCGAUGCCGUGGCUCCGACGCCUGACUGGGACUACCAGGACACCGACGAGGAGCUGCAGCCCACCACGUCGCCGACUAGGAACAAGGACAAGGCGCACCUCGGCGGCGGCGGCCGCCCGCUGAACAUGGCGCAGAGCCCGCUGCUGGCCGGCCUCUACGCCAUGCCGGCCCCGCGCCACGGCCGGCCGCAGGACCACCACGGCGCCCGCCCGGGCCACCGGAAGCCGGCGCAGAAGGCGGCGACCGAGCAGCAGGGCGGGCGGCGCCCCGAGAAGGGCCACGACCCCGUGCGCUUCGGCCCCCCGGGGCGCUUCAGCCGCACGCAGACAGGCCCGCUGUCGACUUCGUCGGGCUACGAGACGCCCAGCGUGCACAGCGACGCCUCCUCCCGCGUGUCGAACUGGCGCUUCGCCGGGCAGCAGGGCCCGGGGUCGCACUCGGACAUCGACAACUGCAGCGACGCCUCCACCCGCGUGCCGACGAGCCCACAUCGCAGGGGCCGCAGCGACAUCAGCAAGCAGCUCAGCAGCAGCGGAGGCGGCCACAGCAAGCACGCCAAGGAGUACAAGCACUCGCUGCUGGCGGACGGCCUGGUGCCGGAGACGCAGACCUCGCGCCCGCUGCCCUGGUCGCCGCCGUGCAGCACGCAGCCCUGCUGGGCGAGCCAGCGUGGUCGGGCCCCUGCCUUGGCCUAG